Messenger RNA from Coccidioides immitis RS, 2200 nucleotides. RefSeq names its product potassium ion channel Yvc1. The coding region runs from base 254 to 2200 and encodes 648 amino acids. The transcript has 5 exons. Lineage: Eukaryota; Fungi; Ascomycota; Eurotiomycetes; Onygenales; Onygenaceae. The record is from RefSeq and is a predicted model, not a curated record.
UGCUCCGUAGUGACCGAUAGCUGAUACCUUCCCCGCAACUCCAAGACGCGGGUUUGGGGGGCUUCUUCGCCCCAGUGCGUACCAGGAACAAGCAACCUCUCUCGUCCGGGACGAGUCGAUGGUCAACGAUCACCAAUUGGGAAUAUCGAAGAGUUUGUUUUUAGUGUUGGAGUGACCGAUUUUUACUCAAUUGCUGUAUUAGUCCGUAUUGUUUUGGCCUCUUCACCUUACGCAAGAUCUACGACGUUCAACCAUGUCGGGGUUGUUCAGUGGCUCGACCGAGCAGGAAGCACUAGUCGAUGUCAACGAGCAUGAUAGGAUGCUCCCAAACACGGAGGCCGAUGGUCCUCCGCCUUCCCUUCCAGCUAAAGAAGUCACCAAGGUAGCUCUUCAACUGAAGCACCUAAUCGAACAAAUUGUUCCCUGCGAGCUUGAAGAAUCUUCUAUAACCAAGCCGAAUAGUACAGUUAUUACCAAAGCUGUAAUUGAAACGGCAAGACACGUUGGAGGGGACGAGUAUAGAGCUUGCGUGGUCUUCGGCCUCCUAGCCUGUGUACGAUGGUUCAGAAUACAGGCCGUCAAAGAGUUGUGGGACACAGAGCUUUAUAGUCUUAGGGCAGUGGCAUGCGAGGUUCUUGCGAAGCGCAUACUCGAAAGCGACGAAGACCACUAUUUCCUAAUGCAAGCGGUUCUCUUGAAGCGAUACUCGAUUGUCACUAGUGGCAAUGAAAUAACUCCUCCGGCUAAUGUUAUCGAACGUGCCGUUGACUUGCACGCGUUAGAAAUUAUAGGCUCGUCAGGGUAUCAGAAAUGCAUCAAGUACCUUUGGCAUGGCUGGGUCUGCCAGGACGAGAGAGAUGCCUCGAAUUUUGUCGAAUACAAUGAACGAACCAAUACGUCUUAUUGGGCUCACUUCAACCCGGACAGAAUGCGAGUACCUAUUUAUCAAAAUGCGGUACAGAUAUUCUUCUCUCUAUUGUACCUGGUGCUCUAUACCGUCGUUAUAAAUACAAUCAACUCUACUGGUGACCUUGAUGUAGUUGAAGGCAUCCUCUACUUGAUGACUUUUGCCUUUAUCUGUGACGAAGUUUCUAAGUUCUGGAAAGUCGGUCGCAAUUAUUUCGGAUUCUGGAACGCUUUCAAUUCCACUCUCUAUCUCCUUCUGGCCGCCUCGUUCAUAAUCCGGCUUGUAGCUCUUACUCGCUCUCCAGAUUCACACAAUCUUGAAAGGCUGCGGCUGAACCAGCUGAGUUAUAACUUCCUGGCUUUCUCUGCGCCCCUUUUCUGGGGUCGCCUGCUUUUGUACCUGGACACGUUCCGUUUCUUCGGCGCCAUGCUCGUUGUUCUGAAGGUUAUGAUGAAGGAAAGCUUAAUAUUUUUUGCGCUCUUGGGCGUGGUUAUCAUUGGCUUCCUCCAGGGAUUUGCUGGAAUGGAUCAGGCAGACCCCGAGAAUCUUAUGACGCCGUCGAUGAUCCUUCAAGGAAUGGCGAACACUGUAAUGCAAAAUCCUGAGUUCGACUCCUUUAAAAACUUUGCCUCUCCUUUUGGCAUUAUUUUAUAUUAUCUUUUUACGUUUGUCGUCAUGGUUGUGUUGUUGAACAUCCUUAUCGCCUUGUAUAAUAGUGCCUAUGAAGAUAUCACCGGAAAUGCAACAAACGAAUAUUUAGCUCUUUUCGCGUAUCGAACGCUUCAAUUUGUCCGCGCACCAGACGAAAAUGUUUUCAUCGUGCCUUUCAACCUCGUUGAAAUCUUCUUCCUCAUCCUUCCAUUUGAAUGGUGGCUCCCCAGCGCUCGCUAUGAGCGAUUGAAUCACUACGUCAUGGGAGUCAUUUACUCCCCACUCCUCUUCAUUACCGCCUUCAUCGAAACCUGCCAUGCCCGUCGCAUCCAGGUCAACAGGCGCCUUGGUGAAGAAGAAGAUGAUCAAGUAGAGGAGUGGGAAGAAGCUGCUGCGUUGGUCGGUGCAACUUCCGUUACGAUGGACUGGGACCAGAAAGUGCAAGAGAUAAAGCCGAACGUGGAGGUUGACCUAUGCGUUAUAGAAGUCAGGGCCUUGAAGCAAGAGCUUGCAGAGUUGAGAACCCUGGUUAAAACAUUGGUAGAGCAGAGGGACAGAAGGACAGCCUCUGGAGAAGACCAGGGUGAAAAUGCACAAGUGAACGGAGCGGACGAUGAUUCUGGCGCAGAACAGUUGAUCUGA